AUCGCGUCGCCGUAACUGUUCAGUGUUGUUGUCUCCAAAGGGCGUCGCUUAUAUGUACGAAAGCACCGAUGGCACCAAUAAUUCUGUAUGAUUACGAUAACAGCCCUCCGUGCACCCUUGUGCGGAUUGUAGCUCGCCUGGUAGGUGUGGAGCACAAGAAAAUAAAGCUGAAGAGUAUUACGAAAGAAAUGGCUUCUCCGGAGAUGACACAGAAAAAUCCGCAACGCACAAUUCCAACGCUGGACGACAACGAUUUAGUUAUUACUGAAAGCCGUGCCAUUGCAAUGUAUCUCAUAUCAAAAUACGGGAAGGACGAUUCUCUAUACCCAAGGGAGCCUCAAAAGCGAGCUCUUGUUGAUCAGAGGUUGUUUUUUGACUUUGAUAUUUAUGGAGCUGUGGAAAAUAUCUGGGUUUCAGUUAUGUCUGGAAAACCACCAGGCCAGAGACAUGUGGAUAAAAUAAACGAUGGGCUGGAAACUUGGAACAAAAUGCUUGAUGGAAAACAAUGGCUCGCCGGGGAGAAUGUGACACUGGCUGAUUACUCUGCUGCUAUGGUCGUGAUAACAACACAGGUUAUUCCAAAAACGGAAUUUAAUCCAUAUAAGUACAAAAAUAUAGUUGAGUGGCUUUCACGAAUUGAGAGUUGUAAUCAAACAUAUGUAGAAGAGGUGAAAGUGUUCCGUGAAGCCAUGAAAGCUUUUCUAGAAAAGCCUAAAUAAAAAAAAUUAUAAUAUAUGUAUCAACCAUUGUGUUGCAUACAUUUAAACAAUAAAAUUUUGUAUUAAAA
This is a messenger RNA of Schistocerca gregaria, 787 nucleotides long. RefSeq names its product glutathione S-transferase D6-like. The transcript is spliced from 6 exons. Gene Ontology annotation, biological process: glutathione metabolic process. The record is from RefSeq and is a predicted model, not a curated record. Gene Ontology annotation, molecular function: glutathione transferase activity. The coding region runs from base 69 to 719 and encodes 216 amino acids. NCBI's taxonomy places the organism in Eukaryota, Metazoa, Arthropoda, Insecta, Orthoptera, Acrididae.